This is a messenger RNA of Colias croceus (clouded yellow), 4118 nucleotides long. Its product is annotated as irregular chiasm C-roughest protein-like. Gene Ontology annotation, molecular function: cell adhesion molecule binding. NCBI's taxonomy places the organism in Eukaryota, Metazoa, Arthropoda, Insecta, Lepidoptera, Pieridae. The transcript is spliced from 20 exons. Gene Ontology annotation, cellular component: cell-cell junction. Bases 214 to 2622 code for a protein of 802 amino acids. The record is from RefSeq and is a predicted model, not a curated record. Gene Ontology annotation, biological process: cell-cell adhesion.
UCAGUUUUAUGUCAACACUAGGCAGUGGUGGUCGCGUCUUGGUAUUGACUUUUCGCGCGGUUUUUCGAACUUUUUCGUGUUUCGAUCGUUGAAUUAUUUUUGUUUGUGUUGUGUUUUAUGGAUUGUAUGCUUUGGAUUGUGUAUGGUGAAAGAUAAUGCCAUUCCGCUGACUCAAUGUCAAAUUCAAAACAACAUGCGACGAAAUAAACCAAAAUGCUAAUCGACGAUUUACUGGAAGUGCGCGCGCGCAGGGAUGUAACGAAAUCCGUAAAUAGAUGCAAACGGAUGCGGAUAACGGAUGUUUGGUUCCUGCUGGUGAUCUUUGUUAGCGGUUGCUAUGGUUACGAGGAACAGAGGUUCGCUAUGGAGCCGCAGGAUCAGAGUGCAAUCGUCGGUUCCCGUGUAACCCUACCAUGCAGGGUGGAGCAUAAAGCUGGUACAUUACAAUGGACAAAGGACGACUUCGGUCUGGGCACUCAUAGGAAUCUCAGUGGAUACGAACGGUAUUCUAUGAUUGGGAGUGAUGAAGAAGGUGAUUAUUCCUUAGACAUUCGUGACGUCACAUUAGAUGACGACGGCAGUUACCAGUGUCAAGUUAGCUCAGGGCUUAAUGGCGCUCCAGCAAUCCGAUCAAGAUAUGCCCAUCUUACCGUCCUGGUGGCUCCGGAACCGCCAAGGAUACUCCAAGGUGCCUUCAUAGAUGCCACUGAAGACCAGCCUAUUGAUAUAGAAUGUGUGUCUGAAGGUGGAAAGCCUGCUGCUGAAAUAACGUGGGUAGAUGGAAAUCAGAAUGUAAUGAAAAACGACGUUGAAAACCGAGUCGAACUGUUACCGGACGAACAGAGAUAUAGAACAAGAUCUGUUUUGCGGUUAGUACCAAGUAAGGUGCACCACAAUCAAACCUUGACCUGCCAAGCUCAGAACACAGCUGAUCGAGCGUAUAGAAUGGCCACUGUACAUAUUGAAGUGAAAUACGCUCCAAAGAUCAACGUAUCAAUUAUAUCUGGGGCCAUAAACAACAAGGUACCAGAAGGCACGGAGGCCCGGUUUCGAUGCUCGGUUGACGCAAAUCCCAUAGCCCAAGUAUACCGGUGGUUUAUUAAUAAUAACCCAGUUAUUGGGGAUUAUGCUGACGAAAUGAUAAUUUUCAACGUGUCCCGAAAACAUAAUAAGGCAAUUGUAAAAUGCGAAGUUAGUAACUCCGUGGGGAAAAAUGCCGCGACGCUCACUUUGAAUGUCACUUAUCCACCCUCAUUCCGUACUCGACCACGGAACUUGGAAGCGAAACUGGGCGAAAGCGUUACACUCUCUUGUGAUGUGGAUGGUCAUCCAACACCGGAGAUUCGAUGGCUGUUCCACGAACCUGGUCGUAUCGGGCAGGUUAAGGGGAAAGCACCAAAUUUAAAGGUGUUUGUCGACGAGAGAUCAGCGGGACGAUACAUUUGUAAGGCUGGAGUCGAUGGCUAUCCUGAGAUUGAGAGUGAAGCCACUAUAUUUAUUAAAGGCCCACCAAAAAUCCUAUCAAAUAGGACACAAGUAGGUAUAGAAGGAGAGAAAGUUUCCAUCGAAUGUGAAGCUUUGUCAGUACCACGGCCUGAUGACGUCAGAUGGUACUUUGAAGGAAAGGAAAUUAAUUUUAUACAAGAUCCCGACUACGCAACAAAACUAGAUGAUUCAUCACCAGAUGGUAUAAUAAAAUCGAGUCUAGUCAUACGGGCUAGCCAAUCCAAACACUACGGAAUUUAUAACUGUAGCGUGACGAAUGAAUAUGGGAACGCUAAUGUAGCGAUUUUGUUGAAGCCUUUGAAAACUCUACCCCUCUUCAUAAUCAUAACCGGUGUGACAUCUGGCAUCAUAUUCUUUUCUGCUUUAGUCAUUCUUCUGGUAAUUUGUCAUAGAAGAAGAAGACAGAAGACACAGAUUAACGAGAAACCAGAUGUGACAGUCACUGGAGAUGCUUAUAAAGAGAGUGAUAGAAGUUCUAAUAUAAGUGAUUUGAAACUACAGUUACCGCAGGGAGAUAGUUUUGAUCUGGAAUACACAAGUUCCGAGCGUUCAGACAAGAACCAAGCAGGUCUCCCGCUAGCCGGGCCCGUCCCGCUACCGAACAUACGACACGACGACACGAUGUUACAGUUCCGAUACAGUAACGACUACUCCGAUCAGUCGUAUGCUGAUCAUUAUUUUAAGAAUCCAGCAGCCUACGUAUACGACUAUCCACAAGGCUAUGUACCUCCCCCCCAUUUGAGGGUACAAUCCCCACCACAAUUGGAUGUUCCUUCUAGUCGAUCACUGCAAGGUUCAUUAACUCGAAGUAUAGACACAGCGUCAACGCUUCCCUUGUCAGCGGGCAACGGAUCGCAAAGCAAUUCGUUGCAACGACCGAAAGGAGAAGAAACUGACGCUAUUAACAAUUUAGGGUUGCCAGUUGGCGGUGAAGGACCGCAAGUAGCAGUGCCGUCACAAGCAAGUAAAGGCGGUGUGGACUUGCGUUACGCCGCUACGUACGGGAAUCCUUAUUUAAGAAAUAGUUCUUUGGGCUACCCACCAGUACAUACAGCGAAACCAGCAUCAACCCCCGCCCCACCGCCCUACACAGCGCGACAUGCGCCAGGUACAUAGCUUAGGUUUACAACAGGCAACGAACGUAUAGCGAGAGCUUCCCGUUUAGUGUAAAUAGUGAAGUGAAAUGGAUUUAGUGAAAUUUACAACGACACUUAUGUGAUACGAAAUAUGAAAGAAACACUACAAAGUUAUAAAGUUUUUUAUAAUCUAGUGUUGUCUCAAGUUCGAUUCCCGUUUGGUGCAAAUCGUCGAUUAUUCUGUCAGUAUUUAAUGUGUGUGUGUUCAGCCUUGUUAUUUUUUUUACAAUUACGAAUAAUUUCGUAAUAAAAAAAAUAAUUCAGUUAAACUGUACAUAUCCAAUUGUAGUGAUACAAUUUUUGUAUUAAGAACAACUCGAAUUCAAAUUUAGAAUGUUCUUCAUUCGAAUUUGAAUAUAGAACAGUGACGUCACGCAUCUAAACAAAUUCUGACGUAGAUUUUUGUAAUAUAUGUUCCUAAAUAAAUGAUACGACUGAUUGUAAAUAAUAGACUAAGUGUAUACAGAUGUAUAAAGAAUUUAAAAAGUUUAAAGUGCAUAUGCAUGCUUUAAUUAUUUAAGAAUAUAUUAUUAUCAAUAUUACAAUUACAAUUUAAAUUAAUUAUACAAAUUGUUAUAAACACAAUUGUAAUUGGACAAAGAGAGAAAGGUCCAAUACAAUAUAUUGAAUAUGUAAAACAAUUUAUUAAUAACGAAUUGUUCAUAGAUAUUGAAAGAUUCAAUCUAUAAAAACUAUUAAAAUUAUUUUAAUUUUUUUAAAGCCUUAUAAUUAGUACAGCUAUGAAAAAGAUAAUUAGUCCACAUUUCAAUUAUGUAUUACAAUUUCUGUAAAUAUUACAAUAUUAUAAAACAUUUAUAAGUUUUGUGUUGAUUAUAUUUUUAUUGUAAAUUGUAUUUAGAUUAGCUAGAUAUAAUAAUUGUGAAACAUUUUAGUUGACAUACAAAUUAUAAGCUAAUUUGUAGAGGUCGAAAUAAUAUUAUGUAAUACAAAAGGUUUUUAUAUCCUAUUUUUUACUUUUCUCAGUUUAAAAUCAAAUUGCAAAUACAUUUUUAAAUUGUAAUUUUACUCCUGAGACUUUUUUGAUUCAUGCGAACGAAAAAUGUCGUCCUUUCACUUUUGUCCACUAUAAAAAUUUCAAUGAUUUAUAUCUAGCUAAUACUAAAUGAAACUGCAUUUUAUUAUAUUCAUUGAUAAAUAUAAAUAAUUAUUAUAUUUUUGCUCAAUUAUAGUGAAACUUACAUGAUUAGAAUUUUUGGCAUUUGAUAAAAAAAAUAUGUAUUUGGCCAAUUUAUAAACGAAAUUACUGGAACGAAAAAUAUGAAAUUUCUAGAUUAUAAUAUUCUGUGAUAAAAUAUAUAUUUAGAUAGUACUCGAAGCUUCGAUGGUCAGUUUAUUUUGUAUCGUGUGCGUUUUUAUUAUCAAGUGAUAUAAAUAUAUAAAAAAAUCUGCAUGUUUGUUUUUCUGUUGCAUGCGAAUACGCUACUUUUGUUUCAAUAUACAUAUUUGAUGACAGUA